Messenger RNA from Paramuricea clavata, 14915 nucleotides. NCBI's taxonomy places the organism in Eukaryota, Metazoa, Cnidaria, Anthozoa, Malacalcyonacea, Plexauridae. The record is from the annotation of a GenBank genome assembly.
GAAACGUGACCGGCAAGCCGAUCAAAGACUCACUAGAUUUUUAAUUUGCAGUAAUGCAUGUCGUAGCUGAAUUCUGGUUGAACGAGAAGAAUAUUGAUGAACAAAAGUAUAAACCAUACAAGAAUAAGACGCCCACUUGGUAUGGUGGGAGAACAACUGUGCCUCUAGACACCCCACCAUGUGGCUUUCAUGGCGAACUUUGCCAGAAAUCUGAAAAAUCUGACAGUAUGUUCACUUUUAUAAUUUUAAUAAUAAAAGCAUCUAUUUAAGCGCAAUAAUAAUAUCACAGCAUAGCUGAUGUGGUCGUGUUAACCUAAUACUUUAUAACAAAAUGUGACUAAAUUUGACCAUACUAUGAUUUGACUAACUAAAUUAAUAUUUCACAUAAAAUAUACAAUAGAAAUCACGUGACUUUGACAACACAGUGACACUAUUAAUAUAUGAUGAAACGAAACGAAAUCUACAAAUUACUUCCUUUCAGAAGUUAUUAGGUGGUGAUUGACCCUUGUGUUCGGCACUGAUUAUAACUUUUCUGUUUCCAGACAUUACGAAGAUUAUUGCAAGUGUCUCUGGUGUGCUAGCUCUGUUGCUGUUAUUGCUGCUCUACAAUAUAUACAGGUAAGAUUUUGGCCAGUCUCAUUUUGGUCAGUCUCAUUUUCACUCGGCCACACGUUGAAAACCAGGCUCUGGUUUAGACUACGAAAAGGAGAGAUCCAUUGACUUCUCAGAGAAUAUCUAUCUAUUUAUCUAGUUUUCGCUAGGCAAAAUUAUUCUAUCAAAAUAUGUCAACACAAAUACUUCGUUUCUUCGUAAUGCUUGUCUGUGAAAAUUGUUACGGGUGCUAAAGCGUCCCAAUGCAAGAGCAUGCGCUUUAGAAACUACUGCAAGUUUUCUUGCACUUCCGGUUCCGUGUAUCCCAGGGCCUAUGAAGAUCGCGAGAGGCCCUGGAGACGAGGAUGGAUCAGUCUAGAGAAAUGUUUGUGCAAGGUUUGCUGUAGGGUACUAAGUCUAUUCUGAUAUGUAUUUAGGCAAUAUUCAAUGGAGAAAGAGCUUCAAAGUUUGAUGUGGAAGAUCGAAUCUGCUGAUAUUUCGUUCGAAGCGCGUCGAAAUUCACAAAUUUCAAUCGAAAGUGGGGUAAGAUAAUAAUGACUUUAUUUAAACUGGAGAAAAAGACCGAUCAGCAUAUUUACAAGAAAUAGCUGGUAUUAACCGGUGACCAGCAUCGUAAAGGAUUUCUAUGGUAAAAAAAAAACACAAAUUACUAUUUUACACUACAUUACUAUUUUACACUACAUAUAUGUUCUUUUUUGUCCAAUAUAUGAACGCUAUUCGUCCGUUUAAGAGCGUUCAAAAGCAGUUGCUCAACGAUUUCUUUUUGUAUUUUUAGGUGAUUGGCUCAUUGAUGCAAGAUAAUCACUCGAGUUCAAGCGAACAGGGAAAGGUACACAGAAUGUUGUUUUUAUACUCCGUUCAUCUGGUGGCGAGCACAACCAAAGGCUUUGUUUUCUUUUUAUUUUUUUAAACUGGUUGAAACUUUGUAUACGUAUGGUUUGAAAACAAAAUAGAAUGCAUUUGAUGAGGUGUUUAAUCUGAAAUGUGUUUCUAUUUGUCGACAAGGCACUGUACGUGAGACCUAAGCCACGAACCAAGGCAGGACUUUGGUGGAAAUAGUGGGGGAGGUGGAAAAAAUUUAGGAGAGAUGCAGCGGUUUAGCUCACGACCCCCAUGGAAAGUUAGGGCUUAGUAGUUACUGUAGAAGGGGCCAAACGCCCGUAUUCUGAAAGCACACUCGCACUCAAUGAGUGGAAGUUCCAUAUUAUUCUGACACUGCAAUCGAGCAACGAAAAAUUCGUUGGCUCGAGCGGGAUUUGAACUCGCAUCUUCGAGUAUCUAGACCGCCGCUCUACCUUUGCUCGAGUCAACGGGGAUUGGUAGCGAGUCUUAUCCAAUUUAAGUGCACGAAAUAUUUUCGUAACGACUUUACGCUUGUCUUAGAGGACGCGCAGUGUUUCAAUUCUAUUUCAGAACCAUCCUCAGAGAUACGAAAAACCAGUUUCAUAUUAUUCUGACACUGCAAUCAAGCAACGAAAAAUUCGUUGGCUCGAACGGGAUUUGAACUCGCAUCUUUGGGUAUCUACACCGCCGCUCUACCCUGAGCUUCUCUCGAGUGUCAUUGCUGUUUUUGAAUAGCUGGAGGGUUAGUGUCGUACCUUACUAUAUGACUACUCACCCUCCAGCUAUUCAAAAACAGCAUUGACACUCAAGAGAAGCUCAGAUUGAACCUCCACUCAUUGAGCGUGAGUGUGCGUUUUAGAAUACAGGCGAAAGUCAACGACGUGACGUAUGCAUGUAUGUUGUGUACAUAUAUGUAUCAGUGUAUUAAUGAAUUAUGACUGUACAACUCAUCCAAUUUUGCCCUUCAUUACAAUUACUACAAAGUUUCUUUCAAAACAUUGCAUUAAAAGAGUAUUUGACACAGAGAUGAAUGGCUAUCACUGUUUCAAUUUUACAGAAGAAACUUUCUUACGAUGUGUAUAGACCCUAAGCAACCAUCAAAAUUUCACUUUGAUCUGUCAUUGAAACUUUCCCAAGGAGAUGUGCAUGACUUUUCAGGUGAAGUGCAAAAAUUUUCAGGGGAGGUUCGCACCUCUUCACACCUCACCUCAAAAUCCGGUCAUGCCGCGAACGUCUGAGUUUGUCCUACGCGUUAUAGCUAGAUACACAUUCUGUAACUGUGAAAUUAUUUCAAUAUUCAGCAUCAAGACUAUGAAAUGACGGACACAUUGUUAGAAAACACUGACGAUGACCCUACAACGGUCAAGUACACCACAGUUGGACUGUUCAAGGUGAGCAGAGAUCGUCUUUUAAUAUAUGACCUGGGGGUCAAGUCCCCCAGCCUCCCAACUAUAUAUUAAGGCUCCAAGACAAAGCAGUAAGAAUAUCUCUUAAAUUCCUUUCUAGGGCAAUUAUGUGGCGAUUAAGAAGCUUUCAAUGAAAAGUAUUAUUUUAACGAGAAAUGUGUUAAAAGAACUAAAUCUGGUAAGAUGUUUAGAAAUUUAGCCCAUUACGCACGUAAAAACGCACAAGUUGUAACAAACCUGCAGCAGACUUGUAGCAAUGCUGUUCCAACAACUUGUCAACAGGAUGUGUUCGCACUGCUUGUUCCCAGCUUGUUGAUAAGUUGUCAACGGCUUGUUGGCUGGCAACUCGCUACAAGGUUGUUGAACUCAACAGACUUGUUAAAAGUUAUAAUACUUUUUGUUUGUGGAAACACCACGUAAAUUUAUUACUGCAAAGCUUUCGAUCCGUAAGAAAUAUUUACGUGGUGUUUCCACAAACAAAAAGUAUUAUAUGUUUUAUCGCCAUGCAGACCUCCAAAAAACUUGUUGCAAGUUGUUCCAACUACUUGUUAUCGUCCUGCAAUUCAACAAGUUGUGGGUGACAACCUUGUAGCAACUCGAUGAAAUAACAGCAUUGUUACAAUUUGUUGACAAGCUUGCUACAAACCUGUUGCGAACACAUCUUGUUGACAAGUUGUGAGAUUUUUACGUGUGUAGGUGCCACCCACUUCGAAACGUCGAAAUAUUUCAGAACAUCAGACACAAACGCUCACGUCAUAAAUUGCACGUUCUGAUUUCUUUAGAUGCGUGAAAUUCGACAUGAAAAUCUCAACCCGUUCAUCGGAGCAUGCAUAGAACCAGGCAAUAUUUGUAUCGUCACCAGUUAUUGUCCGAAAGGGUGUCUACAGGUAUUUUAAAAUCUAUUUCACAUGCAAACAUAUUCCUGUAUGAUAGAUUUGCGCGUGCACGUCUAGUUACCACUGUUCUGACAAUGUAAGCAUAGAAUGGAACAAAGGUAACCCAGUCAUAUUUUCAGUUGCCUAGUUACCACUGUUCUGGUAAUGAAAGCAUAGCAUAAAACAAAGAUAACUAAGUAUUUCAAUUAUGUAUAAGUGAAUUGGGUAUAGCAAACAGGCAUAAAACACGUGUUAGCUGAUUACGUGUUUACGUCGACUAUCAAUCAAUUUUCAAUAUUUCUUUGCAGGAUAUUUUAUUGAACAGAGACGUACGUCUGGACCAUAUGUUUAUUUUAUCCUUGGUAUAUGAUAUUGCAAAGGUGAGCGAAGAGAUGCUCCUUACUGGACCUCUAGGAAGAACAGUUUAUAUAACUGAUAGAGCUAUCCAGUAUAAAUAAAGUUAGUUUAGGUUUCCUCCUGUAGUAACACUGGAUCAAUAAGAGAUAUCCUUACUGGAACUCUAGUAGAAAGAACAGUUUAGAACUGAUAGAGUUAUCCAGUGUAAAUAAAGUUAGUUUAGUUUAGGUUUCCUCCUGUAGUGACACUAGAUCAAUAAGAGAUGAUCCUUACUGAACCUUUAGGGAGAACAGUGUAGAACUGAUAGAGCUAUCCAGUAUAAAUAAAGUUAGUUUAGUUUAGGUUUCCUCCUGUAGUAACAUUGGAUCAAUAAGAGAUGACCAUUUCUGGACCUCUAUACGACGAACACAGCCCAAAGAAUGGCCAUUUUCAACAUAUGUGUCUUUGUUUCCAGGGCAUGACAUUCUUACACAGUACAGAUAUCAAAGUUCAUGGCAAUCUCAAGUCUAGUAAUUGCCUGGUGGACAGUCGUUGGCAGCUGAAAAUCACGGAUUAUGGUUUACCGACAUUUAAAUCAAAACAAAUCAAGCCGUACAGUUGUGAUCAUGCUAAGUAUAGAGGUAUGCCAUGAUAAUCAUUUCAUAACGCCGACCGCGUACCAAAUGCGCGUCGCGAUAAACUUGCAGUAGAAUCUUAACAUGUUGCCAGGAUGUCACUAAAGUAUAAAGAACUAGGGAUAAGGCAAUGGGUGACUCCAGCUAUAGACGAAAUUUUGAUCUAGGCAAGAAGAACGAACUUCAUUACCAUAGCUGGAAAGAGCGUCUUAAGAUGAGUAAAAUUACAAAGUUUGGUUGCGAAAUGUUGUAAAAUGAAGAAAAUAUAGCCCUGUGAAGUUCGCAAAUUUUGUAUAUAUUUGUAUUACGCGCGGGAAAAAUAACCAUUUUUGAGCGGAAGUGGUUUUAUUUUCUUCAUUUUACAACAUUUAGCAACCAAACUUUGCAUUUUCAGAUGCUCUUUCUAGUUGUGGUGUUGGAUUUCGUUCUUCUUGCCUAGAUCAAAAUUCCGUCUAUAGCUGGAAUCACCCAUUGGUUUCCAAACUGCAGUUGACUCGUUUUGAAUUAUUAAACCAAAAUAUAGAAAGGUAGAUAGACAAUUCCUAACACUCAGCAUAAAGGCCUACACUAUCAAUAUUUCUGUGAUAGUUAGUUAGUUAGUUGGUAGCUUCAGUACUAACUCCCCAAAUAAGGGCCUUCGCUCGGAACGUUUGAGAUUAUUAUCUAAUUUUUCCUAGACAUGUUGUGGAAAGCCCCAGAGCUGUUGCGGAUGUCAAACACGAAUGGAAAGGGAACACAGGCCGGUGAUGUGUACAGCUUUUCCAUCAUCCUUCAGGAGUUCCACACUAGAAAAGGACCGUACAGUUACAACCACGAGGAGCCCAGACGUAUGUAUAGAAUUUCGUCAAAUAUUUGAAGAUCGUGAAUGGAAUCACACCAUUUAGUUGACCAAAAAACGUGAAAGUGCAAACCGACAUAUCUGGGUACUACUAUUUCUGCUGUAGCAGUGGACCAAUAAUAGAUGACCCUUACUGGACCUCUAGGAAGAACAGUUUAGAACUGAUGGAGCUAUCCAGUAUAAAUAAAGUUAGUUCAAUUUAGGUUUUCUCCUGUAGUAACACUGGAUCAAUAAGAGAUGACCCUUACUGAACCUCUAGGGAGAACAAUUUAGAACUGAUAGAGCUAUCCAGUAUAAAUAAACCAGAUGAUCUUGAUACGCGGAAAAGUACUGGCACUAGUUGUCAAAUAGAAAUCCAUUUUAUGAUUAAAACAACUGAAUAUCUCCUGUAAUAUACUUUAUUUCGAUUCCAUAUUUUUGUCAGAGCUAUAGUUCUCAUAACUAAACAUAAUUACAAAAUUUCAACUAGUUUCAUAAAGAAUAACGAAAGAUAUAAUUGACUGAAUACAUCAAAAUGGAUUUCUAUUCGGACAACCCUUUCUGAGCGCUGAUUUGCUAAAAUACGAACACGAGAUCACCUGGAAGUUAGUUCAAUUUAGGUUUCCUCCUGUAGUAACACUGGAUCAAUAAGAGAUGAUCCUUACUGGACCUCUAGGGAGAACAGUUUAGAACUGAUAGAGCUAUCCAGUAUAAAUAAAGUUACUUUAGUUUGCUUCUGUAGUAGCCUUGGGGCAAUUAAAAAUAACCCUGAUGAGCUAUCCAUAUACAGAUAGUUUAGUUAUUGUUCUUUUUGUAGUAAGCUCAGUCGGAGAAUAAUAGUGACAAUUAACGGUUUCUAAACAGCUGUUUUGCCUCCUUACCUUACCGUCCCGUUAUCCCAGAUUAUCAGACGAACUAUUCCACUAUGUCUUUUCUUGGCCCAGAGAAAUCUCUAAUACUAAACUACGCUAUUAUUUCCCCCCAGAUAUCAUAGAACAUGUUAAAGCAAUAGAGUUUCCACCCUACCGGCCAGUCAUCCCAGAUCUGAUCGAGAGACUUGAAGAACUGCGUGAGAUGGCAAAGGAGUGUUGGUCUGAUAUCCCGCAGGAGAGACCCGUGUUUGCUGAACUCAAGAAACGUAUUCAUCGUCUGCUCGUUAAUUUAAAAAUGUAAGUGCAAUUGUGGUGAGUAGCGUUUAUUGGACCUCUAGGGAGAACAGUUUAGAACUGAUAGAGUUAUCCAGUAUAAAUAAAGUUAGUUUAGUUUAGGUUUCCUCCUGUAGUACCACUGCAUAUGAUAAGAGAUUACUCUUACUGGACCUCUAGGAAGAACAGUUUAGAACUGAUAGAGCUAUCCAGUAUAAAUAAAGUUAGUUUAGUUUAGAUUUCCUCCUGUAGUAACACUGCAUCUGAUAUGAGAUGACCCUUACUGGACCUCUAGGAAGAACAGUUUAGAACUGAUAGAGCUAUCCAGUAUAAAUAAUGUUAGUUUAGUUCAAGUUUCCUCCUGUACCUGUAGUAACACUGGAUCAAUAAGAGAUGAUCCUUACUGGACCUCUAGGUAGAACAGUUUAGAACUGAUAAAAUAAUAAUAAAUAAAUUUACGUGGUGUUUCCACAAACAAAACUAUUAUAUUUUAUCACCAUGCAAACAUACAAAGAAAUUAGUUUAGAACUGAUCAGGCAGUUGUGAUCUCUCUACACAUUCAUUGCGUUUACAUUAAUUGUACAACUUUGCAGGAAGACAAAUAUUCUGGACAAUAUGAUCUACAUGAUGGAGAAAUACACAGAUAACUUGGAGGAGCUGGUGGUGGAGAGAACAGAAUUGUUAUCUGAUGAGAAGAAGAAGACUGAUGCCUUGUUGGAACGCAUGUUACCAACGUAUGUUGCAUGUAUUUUUGUUACAGCAAAGCAAGAGGGUGCGAUAAUUUGUAGUCGUACCUGACUGGUACCUCAAUGAUUGUUGCCGCGUACUUGAACUAUUUCAAACUUAAGACUCGAUCACUCAAGUGUACUUAUAGUCUUAAGUACACACGCAAAAAUCUCAUAUCUUCUAACAAGUCUGCCAACAAGCCGUCAACAAGUUGUGUUCGCACUGCUUGACCCAAGUUGUCAACAAGUUUGAAAUAAUUUUGAUAUUAUCAGACUUUUGUUUCAAGGUUGUUCCAACAAGUCCGAUACAGUCAUGAUAAAAAAUGUUGUUACAACCUUGUGUCGUCAACCUUGUAACAUUCUUGUUGUAUCAUGGCUGUAUCAGACCUGUUAGAACAACCUUGUAACAAGUCUGAUAAUGCCAUCAAGCUUGUUACAAGUUGGCAACAAGUUUGAAAUAACCUUUUUUGAUAUUAUCAGACUUUUGUUGCAAGGUUGUUCCAACAGGUCCGAUCCAGUCAUGAUAUUUAACAAAUAUAAAACAUUUUCCGUGUUGAUAUACAGUUAUAUCAACAUGAGUGGAAUUGGGAAAACGAGAAAUUGUAUGGAAACACGACGCCCGAAGGGCGGAGUGUUUUCAUACAAUUUCGAGUUUUCCCAACUUCCACGAGUGUUGAUAUAACUAUAUAUCAAUACGGAAAAAUGUUUUAUAUUUUUUUUAUAAUAUAGCAAUGUCAAAAGCCCGAAGGAUGAGAAAAAUUUCCGUGUUUACGAGCGGCGGAAAAUUUCCCGUGUUGACAUUGAGUUAUAUCAACACGGCUCUUAGCCAAUCAGCGUUCAGAAUUUACAAAUGCUAUAUUAUAAAAAAUGUUGUUACAACCUUGUGUCGUCAACCUUGUAACAUUCUUGUUAUAUCAUGGCUGUAUCAGACCUGUUAGAACAACCUUGUAACAAGUGUGAUAAUGCCAUCGAGGGUUAAUUUUGUAUUUAUAUUUUGUCUCUUACAGUUCAGUAGCUGAACAGCUAAAGAAGGGAAAAGCUGUAGAGGCAGAAUCUUUCAAAUGUGUGACGAUCUAUUUUAGCGAUAUCGUUUCAUUCACUGAACUUUGUGCUGAGAGCACACCAUUACAGGUAACACGGUCUCUUACAUAAAAAUCCCACAUAUAAGAACCGAUAAUUUCAGAACCUUUUAGGCUAAAUUUCUUCAUUUAGAUCCCCUUUAAAUAAGAACCUGUUUAGGCUAGAAUGUCUGUACCAGUGUAGGUAAUACCAAUGUGAAAAUGCUGUGCUGAGUGGUUAUAUUACUACCUUAAAAAACAAGCAGAAACUUGACGUUUCGAGCGAAGGCCCUUCGUCAAGAGUUAGUAGCCUUGACGAAACCUUGACGUUUGUAACUCUUGACGAAGGGCCUUCGCUCGAAACGUCAAGUUUCUGCUUGUUUUUUAAGGUAGUAAUAUAACCACUCAGCACAGCAUUUUCCUAUUUUAUCAAAUAGAGUCAAAACUAAAAAAAUUAUAAAUCAAAGAAAAUAAGCUCUUCGCUGAAAUGAAAUGAAAAUGGCCCAGAACCCUGGAAACGUCAUUGAGAUAAAUAACAAGUCUAUAUGAACACAACAACAAAUAAUUGUAUUUCUUCAGUGAAAAUACUACAUGACAAUCUCAACUGCUAGUGACUGUAAGCAAUCUUUUCCAGCAUCGUGGACUGUUAGAUAAUUUGUGCAUAAUUUAUAUAAAUUAUAUACUACACCUACUGGAAAUGAGUCGCUUUUUUCUUAGAAAAUAAGAACUUAUUUAGCCCAAUUUCCUGGUAAUAAUAUAUUUACACAAGAACCUGUUUAGGCUAACUUGGGAAAAUCUAGGUUCUUAUAUGCGGGGUUUACUGUAUAUGAAAACGAUACAAUAGCCAAGAAUGAAACAUAUAUUUACUUCUUGUGCUAAUAUCAAUCUUUUGUAUAUUUUCUGAUCGUUUGUGUUGUUACACUUUUAGGUUGUAACACUGCUCAAUGAUUUAUACACGUUGUUCGACGAAAUCAUCCGGGAAUUUGAUGUUUAUAAAGUACGUUUUAAAUUUGUAAACAAAAUUGGUUUGGUAAACACAAUUUUGAGUGAGUAAAAGGUUGGGUAAAUGAAAAACAAAACAACUCAAGGGUUGGGUAAUAAAAAUUUAUUGUCAUUUCCAAAGCAUGAUUCACUCAAAUAUUGAAGACUAAAAAGCAAUGUCAACAGUCAUAUGUCAGUACAACAUGUAAAUCAAUCAGAGUCACCAUCUUGAUCAUUUUCCGAUUUGUCAGGAGACAAAUGGUGUCUCCAAAGAAAGUACAUGUGCAGACAACAUGAAACUUUAGACUGCAGGAAAUUGCACAAGCAGUUAUCAAACUCGUGUCACAGAAGUGGUAAAGGACAUGUGUGACAACUGAAUGGUAUCCUUUUGUAAAAUGUUUAGCCAGGGGUGGGUGUUUAUUUUUAGUUGAUAUUUGAAGUUGAGUAAAAAAUGUUUUUAAAUUUUUAAUGGUUCCAUCAGCAAAAUUUUUACCAUAAAUAAUGACCGAUCUAUAAUGUACAGUCAAAUUGAGGAUCUGAUGAACAUUGAACACUUUUUCAGUUCUUGACUUCACUAAAUUUUGCUUUCUCAAACAGGUUGAAACUAUAGGCGAUGCGUAUAUGGUUGUCUCUGGGCUUCCUCAGAGAAACGACAAUCUUCACGCGUCAGAAAUAUCCUGUAUGGCGAUACGUAUCAGAGAUUCUGUGCUGGACUUCAAAAUUCGACACAAGCCGAAUCAUAGGUUAAAAUUACGAAUUGGUAUUCACUCUGGUCCUGUGGUGGCUGGCGUCGUAGGUCGUACCAUGCCUAGAUAUUGCUUAUUUGGUGAUACUGUGAAUACUGCUUCGAGAUUGGAGUCCUCCGGAGAAGGUAUGCGUCAUUCGUAUCCACGUUUAUAAAAAAAAAACAUAAUUGGCUCUGUAUAACUAUAAGGGUUCCUUUCCAACAAUCAACUCGGAAUCUCGCUAUGACAGCAUGCCUGUCCUUUCCUAGUCCUUUUAUCAUAAUCUAACUAAGAGAACAGUUUAGGACUGAUAGAGCUAUCCAGUAUAAAUAAAGUUAGUUUAGUUUACGUUUCCUCAUGUAGUGACACUGGAUCAAUAAAAGAUUAUCCUUACUGGAACUCUAGGGAGAACAGUUUAGAACUGAUAGAGCUAUCCAGUAUAAAUAAAGUUAGUUUAGUUUAGGUUUCCUCCUGUAGUAACACUGGAUCAAUAAGAGAUGAUCCUUACUGGACCUUUAGGAAGAACAGUUUAGAACUGAUAUAUAGAGCUAUCCAGUAUGAAUAAAGUUAGUUUAGUUUAGGUUCCCCCCUGUAGUAACACUGGAUCAAUAAGAGAUGAUCCUUACUGGACCUUUAGGAAGAACAGUUUAGAACUAUCCAGUAUAAAUAAAGUUAGUUUAGUUUAUGUUUCCUUACUGACCUCUUUAGGGAGAACAAAUGAUAGACCUAAUCGAUCAUAUGAUCGAAGCCGUACUAAAACAUAUCUCAUUCAAUCUCGCCUGUUUUCCAUUCCUCGACAUAGCAUGGUCUAUUUUCAAGUAAUUAUUUCUACUUUAUUCCUCCUAGCUCUGAGUAUUCACAUCAGUAAUACCACAAACGAAAUUUUGGAGAAACUCGGUGGUUUCCAAACUGAAGAACGAGGAGAAAUUACAGUCAAGGUAUAAUGUCUGCCUUUCAUGCCCAUUCUUUAUUCAACUAGUAUUGUAUAGAAUUAUAGAUAGAUAGAUGAUUCGUCAUCAGAAUGUUGUCACCAUGUUCCUACGUCGCCAUUUUGAAUCACGUCCGCCAUUUUGAAUAUUUUUAGCUGGGCGAUUUCCUCUCAUGGAACACGGCGACAGCAUUGCAACUGUUACGCCAAAAUCGUAGGCAAAACCAAGAAGUCAGUCUUAUGUAAAGUUUCUAUUCUGUGUUAAUUCAGGGCUCAAAAUAGCGGCCGGACAACGGACAAUGGCCGGCCAAACAUGCCUCUUGAGCGGCCACAUUUUCAUGCCUUCCAAUGUGAUCGCUGACAUCUUGAAUUAAAACAUGAAACUAUGGUGUAUCGCAACAAGUUUCUAAUAGUUUGUUUCACUGUUAGUGUAAGCGUAUCAAUGACCGGUCAAAAACAGACUUUGACCGAGCCAGAAUCAAGUUGAUUGGAGACCUCCCGUUACUUUGAGCCCUGGUUAUAGUAGACCUAUUAAAACACCUCUCGCACUUAUUUUUAGGGUAAAGGAUCAUUGGUGACCUACUGGUUGUUAGCAGCGAACAGCGAUGUUCCUCGUUCACCGCACAGAGAAGCGAUCCUGCAAGAUCUUCAACUUGCCAGACCUAUUGGCCCGCAUUUAAGAGAUGGAAUACUCCAUCACUCCAAUAUGUCCUUGCGGGGGGGAUCGAUACGGGGGGGAUCGUAUCGGAAUUCGCCCGCGAUCCUGAGGAACGGUGGAGGUCACGUGGCUCAUGAAUCUCCCGUGAUGAUUCGCUGGAAAAAGGCGGACGAUGAACUACUAAUGAAUGGUAUACACACCUAAUCGCAGGAUACACGCGUAAAAUACCCAAAUUAUUACAGGCCCGCAGUAUGCUUGCUUCAAGGUUGUUUUGCACUAAACUGGCACAGAGAAUAGCUAAUACUAAAUAGGCAUUGUUCUUAUCUGACUGACUGUCCAUUCUUAGCUGCCAGCGACGGUAGCAGCAUUGUUACAACUUGUUGUCAAGCUUGCUUCAAGCCUGUCGCCAAGAUGUUUAUUUGCGCGUGUAUCCAAGCCAAAUUGUAAAUAUAUGUAUAAUCUACGUUUAUCUGUAUUCAAAGCGAAAUCUUUUAGGGGGAAUCGGAUUGUCGAGUUCUUGUCGGCAGUAUUCGUGAAAUAAGGAAUGAAUACUUGUUUCCACAGCAGCCAGGAUCCGUACAAAACUUUGAAAGUCCUUGAAUGUCCUUGAAUUUGAAAACAAAAAUUCUGGGCCUUGAAUUUGUAAAGAAGUACUUGAAAAUACUUGAAUUCUUCUUGCUUUAGUUUAUAGACGUUUUCUGAAAUUGUUUGACAUUCAAAAACGAACAUCUUGUUGAACUGAUUUUGCAUGUUCAAUGUUCAUAUCUGACAAAGCUGUUUGAAAUUCAUUAAGGUUGCGUUUUGAACAAUAGGUGGUUUCAGUAAGCACUCUCGUGCAACAGAUGGUCCUCAAGCUGCAGUUAUCAGAGUGAGAAAAUAAUUAUACAUGUAUAGUACACACGUAAAAACGCACAAGUUGUAACAAACCUGCAGCAGACUUAAGUAGCAAUGCUGUUCCAACAACUUGUCAACAGGAUGUGUUCGCACUGCUUGUUCCCAGCUUGUUGACAACUUGCUACAAGGUUGUUGAGCUCAACAGACUUGUUACAAGUUGUCCAACUUGUUAUCGUCCUGCAAUAGAACAAUUUUGUCAACAAGUUGUGAGUGACAGCCUUGUAGCAACUUGAUAAAAUAACAACAUCGUUACAACUUGCUGACAAGCUUGCUACAAGCCUGUUGCGAACACAUCUUGUUGACAAGUUGUGAGAUUUUUACGUGUGUAGUCUUUUGUCUGAAAACUAUGAAAUAGAAUUAGGAGAUAUCGAUGUAGGCAAUUUUGUUGCUAUAACUCACUUGAUUUCUGGAGUUCACUGCCAUCUGCUGGCCAGUUAUGCUUUCUGAAAACCCACCAAUUGACAAAUUUUUUUAAAAAUGACGAAAACCAUUUUUGGUCAUGUUAUAUUUAGCGAAAUAUCGGGCACUUCUCGAAGUAUUGGGGCUGCAAGUUUAGCUUAGGACAAUUUGUAUUCUCCCCUCUGUCGCUGAAAUUUCAGUCUUCUGAACUUUAUCUUUAGAAAUGAAUUAGUAAAUUUAGUUAGCUGAUCAGUACUCACACGCUUCAACCAAACUCGCACGUGAUUGGCUAGGUUUCCUUAGCAACGGCGAACAAACCAUGACGUGAUAAAAUUCAGUACUCAUUAGAUGCAAUACGUGUAUUAUCACUGUAAAGCCCGCGGAGAACUCAACGUCGUUCACCGGCCCUUUUUUGGGACAAACCUGGAAAAAUUGUUUCCUAGCCAUGUUUCCCAAAGGUGGACAAACCAGGAAACAUUGUCUCCUAGCCAUAUUUCCCGAAGAUUCGGAAACAUUUAUCCCCCCAAGGGUGAGCAAAAGGUAAUUCCACAUUUGCAGAAACAUCUAAAUAUUUUUUCCCAGGGCUUAAAAUUCAUUGAGAUAUGGUUUGGUUGAAUCGUGUAUAGAAAUAGUUUAUGUAUUUUAUUUGUAAUAUAUAUAAUCAAGGGUAGCGCACUGACUUUUGUACAGAAUUGCACUAUAUAAAUAGUAGAAGUCAAAUUGUACUGUAAUUUUUUAAUUGCACAAUAUAAUAAUAGCAUUGUAGUCCAGAAGACACUCAGAUAUAAUCAAUUCACAAUUUUUAGAGAACUCACAUGCCUAGUUACUAUUGCUCUACGCACGUAAAAAUCUCACAACUUGUCAACAAGAUGUGUUCGCAACAGGCUUGUAGCAAGCUUGUCAACAAGUUAUAACCACGCUGUUAUUUUAUCAAGUUGCUACAAGGUUGUCACUCACAACUUGUUGACAAAUUGAUGAAUUGCAGAACGAUAACAAGUUUGUUGGAACAACUUGUAACAAGUCUGUUGAGCUCAACAACAUUGUAGCAACUUGUCAACAAGAUGUGUUCGCAACAGGCUUGUAGCAAGCUUGUCAACAAGUUGGAACAAUACUGCUAUUUUAUCAAGUUGCUACAAGGUUGUCACUCACAACUUGUUGACAAAUUGUUGAAUUGCAGGACGAUAACAAGUUAUUGGAACAACUUGUGACAAGUCUGUUGAGCUCAAAACCUAAUUGUAGCAAGUUGUCAAAAAGACGUUGACAACUUGUCAACAAGCUGGGAACAAGCAGUGCGAACACAUCCUGUUGACAAGUUGUUGGAACAGCAUUGCUACAAGUCUGCUGCAGGUUUGUUACAACUUGUGCGUUUUUACGUGUAUAGUUGACGAAAGCAUAGAACAAAGGUGACAUAGAACAAAGGUGACUUAGCAAGACCCACUUAUUGCGGAAGACCUUGUGAAUUUUUAUAAAUAAUUUAUUAAUGCCUUUGUGAACUAGCCAAUCCCUGACUAGAAAUAGCGGCUCCAACUAAAAUCAAAUUGAUUCAACAGUCUCAGAGCUCAGCCGAUUACGUCAGGACCCUGGACGCUGAUGAUCCAUGAUUGGUCAUUUUAUGAGCAGUCAAAUGAUUUGUAGAUGUCUGUUUGGUCAGUGUUGUGGCCAAUCAAAAGACUUGUAUAAGACGCUGGUGUUUCCUGAUUGGUCUGUUACUCAGUUUUGUGGCCAAUUAAAAGCCUUGUAGAUGUCUCGUUUCGUUUUCAAGCCUCGCAUAUUCGUGCCAAAUAUUUCGAGUUUCCUUGCUUGACCGUGUCGCCAGCCAAUUUCUUUUUGCGUUGUUUCAGGAUGCGACCUACGGCCCAUAGUUUCUCUUGCUCUGCG